UUCCAAAACCAGGGUCGCAACAGCGCAGCUCAGGGCUGCAUAUCUUUGGUAUCAGAAAACGGCAAGGCCAGAUAACUUUGAAGAAAACGUAAUUUAGCUGAAUAAAAUGGCUUUCCGCAUCCCAUUUGGCAAGAAACACGCUGAAAUAGCGACAUCCUUCGCUCGCUCUGGAGCUGGAUUCGGCGGUGCCGCAGGCCUGGCCCUGCUUUACUACACCGACUGGAAGCUUAUCCUUCAGUACGUUCCAAUCUACGGCUCCAAGUACGAUAAAACCGAAUAAGCAUGGCCUUUGUCACUUCCACGCAUAGUUCAUGUCCAAGUGGACACAAUGUUUUGCUUAGUGAAUAAAAUAAGUUUAAACGAUCA
Molecule: messenger RNA, 366 nt
Organism: Drosophila guanche
Lineage: Eukaryota; Metazoa; Arthropoda; Insecta; Diptera; Drosophilidae
Gene: UQCR-6.4
Exons: 2
Coding region: 107-280 (57 amino acids)
Biological process (GO): mitochondrial electron transport, ubiquinol to cytochrome c
Cellular component (GO): mitochondrial inner membrane
Source: RefSeq, a predicted model, not a curated record